Molecule: messenger RNA, 792 nt
Organism: Solanum dulcamara
Lineage: Eukaryota; Viridiplantae; Streptophyta; Magnoliopsida; Solanales; Solanaceae
Exons: 1
Coding region: 150-521 (123 amino acids)
Source: RefSeq, a predicted model, not a curated record
UACUCAAAAACCAAAUUCAGAAAACACACACAGAUACUUGUAGAUUUUCUAAGCAAAAUAUUCUCAUCAACUACACUCAAACUCCAUCUAAAAAAAUUGCAUAACAAAAAAUCACAUUCAAGAUUCUUUUUGAUUUCCACUUUCACAUAAUGGGUCGAUUUAGAUUUGUGUUUUUUUACUUUAUGCUUCUAGUAAUCUUGGUGAUUCAAGCAGAGGCAGGGAAAUUUCCAAAUACAACUUCACUAACAUAUUCAAGAAAGAUGAUGGUCCAAAGAGACUUAUUGAUAGCAGAUCCGCCAGCUGAAAAGUCAUCUAUAGAAGGUGAAAAUGAAAUUGGAAAAGGACCUUCUUCUUCCAUUGUUGAAGCUCCAGAGAGUAGUGAAACAGAGCAUCAUCAUUCUGAUAAAUCCGUUGCUGGUGGAGGGGUAAUUAUUGGUGGACUUGUUACUGCCCUUUUUGCUACUGUUUAUUGCUAUAUUAGAGUCACUAGAAAGAGAUCAGAUGGAGUACAGAAUUUGUGAAUAGUAGGAGUUACUUAUCAUAUUCAUUCUUCAUAGAUAGGAAAUUUUUGUGUCACAAACAUGGGUAAUUAAUUAAUUCAUUACAUACAAUUCAGGAUGUUUGGAACUAAAUUUGUCACUUUCUGUAUGAAUUAGAGUUGAAUAGUAGUUUAUUACUACUAACAGAGCAUCAUCAUUCUGAUAAAUUGGACGGAGUAUUGUACUUGACUGUAUAUAGUGUAUUCCCGUGGACUGCGCCUUAAUUUAAGUGAACCUGCUAUGUACUGUCCAA